GGGAUCGCGGUUAAAAAUAAUUUGUUACAGAUUAUUUGUUGUACUGUCGAGUGAAGAAAUAACAAUCAUUGUUGGUACUGCAACACGCGCAACGUGAGAGAAUUGCAUAAACGUCACCCCGACUAUGUAACGUCCUAAACAGCACAGAUCCUCGUUGUAAACUCAAAAAGGAUUUACUUUCUUGAAUUCUCUAUGAAUUAGCGUUGUCAAAAUGAACUCGAAAGAAUUGCCUGUCGGUAGUUCACAGAGGAUUCCACAGAAUUAAAUAUUCUUUUGACUUAAAUGGAAGUAGAUUAAAUUCCGGAUAAAGAAUUUUAUAUCGAAAUUGAUGAAAUCAGAAUCGAUGACGUAAAAGCGAGUCCUUUUUGAAGUCUUACAAAUGUUUUAAAAUAGAAACGGUAACAGAAUUUAUUUCAUAAUUCGAAAAUUAAGAAAUUCUGUGCAGUCUGGGUCGCCUCGACGUUAGUGUUUUUUUCAUCUUUUAUCUCUUUUCAUUUAUAAUUUGCUUCAUUUCUUGUAGAAUUUAUAUAUGACGGUUCGUUCGACGAUAUCAGGCGGAUAUGUUUUUGAAUAUAUAAUGUUCGAACAAUGCGCAACUGCGAAAGAACUAAUGCGUCCUCGAUAUGUCGCCGUAGUUUUGCGAGAAUAGGUCGUUUCGAGUAGAUCGGCGAGCUGGGCGCGCGAGGAAGACUGAAUAAAAUUCUAAUGGACACCGGGAUUCCUGUGCGGCGACUUAAUCUGAUAUCGGACACGAUACUAUCGCUUUAUCGAAAGACGACGGAGAUAACUCUGCGAGCCGCAAUCGGUUUCUCAAAAGUCCCACGUCAAACGUAACUCGACCGCGACUGUCCGAGCAACAUGCUUGCAUUCGGACUCGAACAGAGACACGGUUCGCGCUUCUCUGCGAUCCGCAGUGAAUCGUCGCGUCUCACGUUAAAUCGCUGAAAACAAUCGAGCCGAGUUUACGCGCCGUUUUCCCUUUUUCCCCCUUUCUCUCUUUCCCCUCUCUGUUCUUUCUUCUCUCGCAUUGCGUGUGUUCAGCAAACGUGAUUGCUCGGGUCACAAUAGCGGUAAGCGAGUCGUGCUCUCGUAAGCGAUUUUAAACGCGAUAGGACGACGGCCAGUUAAGAUUCAUCGUGCUUUUCGUGUCUGUUAAGACUACGGAGUGCCGGUAAAUGUGACAAAUGUGUUUUUUAAUUCAGUAAGCCCUGACGGAUUCAUUCAUAUAAACACACGAUCAGGGGCGCAGCUCAUCGCAGAUUCAAAAGUACAGGAUGCUCUGAAAAAGUGAAAGUUCAACACGGCAGACUUUUUGUGACGUUGGACGCAGAGAGCACCUUCCUCGUGUCGUGCCUGAAGUUCGAUCGUUAAUUAUCGUCACCGGUAUGCAACGCUUGGCGCGAAACCCACGGUGACACGCCGCCAGGCUCCUCCAGUUAACACCGGAUAAUCGAGGACGAAUCCAGUCUUUCGGACGCAGCGAGGAUCGAUUGCCUGGCCUCGGGAAUGCGACGUUCAAGGGCAAAAAGAACUUGCAAGUUCUAUUCGCGACGACGCACAUUUUGCCUGAUGCAACCUGCCGCGAAUCCUAUUAUUUAUUAAAUUCUAAAAGUUUAAAAAGAGAGACGGUCGCAGAGGACAUAGAUAUAUCGGUGCUCUUUGACGCGAAGUGAACUGAAUACGGGGACGCCGACGAGAAACGCGAAUCUCCUCUGGAAUGCCAGCGGGCGGCGGAUGUUUCUGAUUACGUUAUUAUCGAGGCAUUUGUGUUCUUCUUUCCGAGAUCCGUGCGAGUUCUUCGGAAAGGUGUUUCCGUCCAGAAAUACAUCUCACUCGCCUGCCUCAAGAAACGAGGCUGUUCCGACAACGCGAACGCUUCUCGAACUCUUCCCGCUGGUCACUUUGUCAUCCACGAUCGAUGCUUAUGCUACCAGAGUUUGCAAAUAUAAAAAAUCCGAAGCGUGCAUUACAAUUGAUCAGGAAGAGAGAGAGGGAAAGAAAGAGAGAGGGGAGGAGAGAGAGGAACGAAGUAGGAAAGUCGCAGGGGGAGCGUUUCGAGUGGCCCAUUUCUCUUAUCACGAUAAGCCUGGGCUUGGCUUGGCGCGAUCAUCGCGGAACCUGACGCUCGGGGUGAUUCACUUUUGCAAUUCGUCGCGGUCGCUCACCAGUCGCAGAUGAAUCUGACAUUGCGAUGAAUACGACAGCUGCGAGCUCGCUGUCACUGCCGUCGUCAUCGUCUUCCUACGGCCGUCAUCAACAUGGGUAAUUCGAGUAUGCCGAAAUCGAUCAACGUAGAACUGGUGACCCGGGCGUCACUGUGUUCGCUGAAGAAGGUGGACGACGGCCGCAUUAUCUCACCCAACAGCUUCGACGAAUGGACGUGGUCUGGUCUGAGGAAACAAUUCAAGUAUAAGAACCUAGAAAAGCUGUACACCAUCUAUCACAGGAGAAUACAAUAUGCUUAUCUUUCGAUAUUCAUCUUACUACAACUGCUACUUGGACUUACGUAUUGCUUGUCUUUGAUCAUAACGGUCGGCAUGAAGGAAUGCUUGAUAGACGUCUGCAGCCACUGCAUCGUGGGCGCUCUGCUGUGUCCCGUGAUCGCCCUGUCAUUCCGAUCGAGGCAUAUCGCAAAGAAGACCUACUUGCCAGUCAUGCUGUCCUGGAUGAUCACCGUGCUAUUGGUCAUUUGCGAUCUGACCAUACCUCUGUAUUACACCUUCACCGAGGGCAUCCUGCCGAUAAGACCAGCGUACGCGACGCACUCGCUUCUCGCAUGCUACGUGUUCCUGCCGAUCACGAAGAAUUCGCACGCUCUCGUGCUCGGCCUUACGGCGAGCAUGUGCUACCUGGCGACCCUGUCAAUAAUCACCUACAACAACAUAGCUGACUACUUACCCAAGAUCGUCAGCGACGUGAUAUAUUUCGUGUGCGUGAACGCUCUGGGGCUCUACUUCAGGUUCAUGAACGAGGUCGUCAUCAGGCGCUCCUUCCUGGACCGACGGAAGUGCGUCGAGUCGACGCUCAGGCUCAACUACGAGAAGGAUCAGGAAGAGCAAUUGACGCGGAGUAUACUGCCGCAACACAUAGUAGCGAAAAUCAAAAAGGACUUCCGGGACAUCUUCAAGUUCGUAGAGGAGCACAAAAAGAGUCCUCCGCCGAAGGGCAGGUACAGCGAUUUAUGCGUGGAGACGCACGACAAUGUCAGCAUCUUGUACGCGGAUGUGGUGAACUUCUCCGGGCUGACCGUGACGCUGCCGAUACGGAAGCUCGUGGAGACGCUGAACGAUCUGUUCGGCAGUUUCGACGAGGCGUCCGAGAGGCACAAUGUGCUGAGAAUCAAAUUUUUGGGCGACUGUUACUACUGCGUGAGCGGCGUGCCUACACCCAAUUCCCAGCACGCCAAGAGCUGCGUUGAUCUCGGCCUCGAUAUGAUAAAAAUCAUCAACGAGGUGAGGGCGCGGGUCUAUCGCGAGAGCGGCGUGGACGUGAACAUGAGGAUCGGCGUGCAUUCGGGCAAUAUAAUAUCUGGAAUCCUGGGCACGAACAAGUGGCAGUACGACGUUUGGUCGCGCGACGUGGUGAUAGCGAACAAAAUGGAGCAGACCGGCGAGCCCGGCAAGGUCCACGUCACACAGCAGACGCUGGACCUCGUGAAUGCGAGUGACUACAACUACAUCCCGGUCGAAAGACUGGACGACGAGGUUCUACGAAAGUAUGGAAUACGGAGCUAUCUCAUCACACCGUCCUUGCCGGAAACGCCGAUGUCGUCGCCGACGCGGCGAACUUUGUUGCAGAACAGCGAGAACAGUUUGAAGGCCAUUAGUCCGGACACGCCGACAUUGUCAUAUUCCACGCCUAACAAGCACUACAUCAAGUUCAACAAUGGACGCGCCAGCACCAUCGUCAGCACCAGCUCCAAGACGAGGGUGAACAGUCAAGCGGACGUUUUCGCGACCACUUACAGACGAAGAACGCACUUCAUGGAUUCUUGCCUACGGGAUUAUCAUUUGAUGCUGAAAGCUGCGGACGCCGAGAUGGAGAACGCCAUUAACCAGAUGCCUCUCAGCAAAUGGGAACAAUGGAGCAACUGGAAGCACAUCAAUCCACUCUUCCUGACGUUUCGCCAAUGGAGCUGGGAGAUUCCAUUCCUGCGCGAACCGGACCCCGUUUUCAAAUUUUACAUCGGCUGCUCUGCCUUCGUGCUCGUCUUCAUGGGACUCAUGUAUCUCGUGCCCACGUUUAUACUCGCUCAACGGCAUCUGAGCACACUCGUCGGCUUUGCGUCGGCACUGACGUUCCUGAUCGCUUUAAUACCCCUCACGUGGAUGCAUUUUGUGUGGAAUCGCUGCAAGGACCCGCACGACGAGCACGAAGGUCACGUUCCACAUCCGCGGAACAAACUACUGUAUUUCUUCUAUCAAACAAGCGUGAAGGUUGUAUGGAGCGCCCUUCUGAGGACGAUCUUGUACCUGGUGAUUACGAUAAUGUUAGCGACAUGCGCCAUGCUCGAUAUGAUUUUCGAAUGUGAAAACGUGAACUCUCUGUCGGACAAUAACAUAACGUCCAGCAUGUCGGGGGUCGGCGCCUCCAAGUUUGAUUGCAUAUCUUCAUCUUGGCAAAUGACGGAGACUUGCUCAUUAGCGAUUCUCACGAGUUUCCUCUUCCUGAGGGUCCACUUCGCCUUGAAACUCGUAAUAAGCAUCUGCGUGGUAGCCUUUUACGCGUGGAAUGUCUGGGUGUAUCGGUCUAAUAUAUUUCAGACGAGCGAAACGUGGAAUCCUCACAUGGAACCGAGACUGGCGCACAUAUUGACUGUGAUAUUUCUCACCUUCUCCUUGCAUCUCAUCGACCGCCAAGCAGAAUACUUGAGCAGACUGGAUUAUCAAUGGAAACGUCAGCUAACGAAGGAACAGGAUGAAGCGUUUCACACGAGGAAUGUCAACAAGCUUCUGCUUCGUAAUAUCCUGCCGGAACACGUCGCGGAGUUUUACUUGAACAUGAACCGAACCGAGGAGAACGAGCCUUAUCACGAGGCUCACAACAACGUCGCCGUGAUGUUCGCUUCUCUGACAGAACUGUCAAUCAUCGAGAGUAACAUCCUCAGUGAUCUGAACGAGAUUAUUUGCGAAUUCGACAAGUUACUCUUCGAUCCUUGUUUCAUGUGUCGCGUAGAGAAGAUAAAGGUCGCCGGUACAACGUAUAUGGCGGCGUGCGGUUUAGAAGCGAAUCGACGCGAUUCAAUGCACAGCACCGAAAGCGACGAGAAUUGCAGUGACAAUGUGGUCAAGGUGAUGGCGCAAUUUGCCGUACAAAUGAUGUCCGUGCUCGAUAAAAUGAACGCAAGGUCGUUCCCCACGUCGAAACCUCACAAAUUAAGGAUCGGCAUUUCUCAUGGGGAGGUGACGGCCGGCGUCGUGGGGGCCCAAAAGCCGCUGUACGACAUUUGGGGCGACGCUGUAAACAUGGCAUCCAGAAUGGACACCACUGGACUGCCAGGAAAGAUACAGGUAACAGCGGAGACGGCUGCCGUCUUGGAACAGCAAGGUGUCAAGUGUCAUCUUCGCGGUGAGACGUAUGUCAAGCCGAAAGGAGAGGUCACGACGUACUUUGUAGGCGUCGACGAGCAGGGAAUAUUAGAAAGAGCGGAUGCGGGAGAAGAGAGUACUAGUUUGUGACAAACGAUGAAUAAUAACGCGAAUUAAUUUUAAUUAACGCGAUCGGGCUCUCCCGAUUAAUAAAUCGUCCAAAGCAGGGUGUAGUCGAACAGUCGCUUUCUAAUGUCGGGCUCAUUUCUAAAGUAUCCAGGAUGAAAAAAUUACGAUUAAAGAUUAAAGACACGCGAGGAACUUUCCAUUUUGAGAUUCGCGUCCAUAUGCAAUCAGGUUUUAUAUAAAUAGUUGACAAAGACGAAGAUACAUUGUGAAAGUACAAAAAGCGAUUUACGUCAGCUGCACCCUGUAACGUUUGAGCGGGGACGAGGAAGCGGAGAAACCAAAGAGAGCGUGAGAGACCAAAGAACGCGGGGCGCGAGAUGAAAUGACAGUAAGAUAACGUAAGGGAGGAUAUACCUCAAAUGAUUUAGGUUGUACACGAAAACGCGAUAACAGUGUCGUUAUUCUCGCGAGCCGAUUAUUAUCGCCGAGUAACACGUCUAAUCAAAAUGAAAGAGACUAUAUAUAUAUAUACAUAUAUGUACUGUACGCAAUUAAAAUUGCAAUGUUUUUGCUAGAGUAUCACGUUGUCCGAAAGAUGUGCACAAAGAGAGAUAUCCAAAUAGCAUCGAGUUACCUUACGUGAUGCACCGUAAUUAUUCGCUCAUUAUUGGCUCGAUCUUUAUGUAGCAUGCGAUUCCAAGAUAUUCCGAUUUGCUCAGAACGUCAAAGAGAAUAUUUUAAAAUAUCUGACGACCGUCUACCAAUUGUAACAACUGUAAAGACGUAGCUAAUUAAGAACAAUGUCUCCGACGUCUAAAUCUCUAUAUAGAAAUCCAAAGGCAUUAUACAAUAUUAAAGUGUAAAGUAUAAAAUGGCGCGAAGAGAGUUUCGACAGACUAUUAAAUGAAAUAUAACUUACAAAAAUAUUCUAAGAACAUCCGCGUGUAUCCUAAGGAUAUCUCACACGUACAGUCGUUAACGACUGAAUAAUUAAUCUUAUCGCGGAUAUACAUAUAUUAAAUUACAGAUCAAAUCUGGACGUCCAAAGAUCCUUGAGGAUAUAUCCGCUGGAUGUUCUUGGGAUUAUAUUUUGCUAUGUGAAAGGAGUGAUAUUGGAAAAUUGUGCUCGUUGAGUUUGUCCAUAUCUGUUCGGCCGAAAGCAGAUGUACAAUCGAAAAGCAGGAUGUAAUGUAAUAUCUGUCUCUUAAACACAUAGAGAAAAGUCCCCUAUUAUGAGAUAAGCUGCUGAUAUGAGAUAGCAGGGUUUCUGCUAAAGUAAUAGGCACCACCCGUACAGCACAAAACUUGCAGUUACAUUGCAAUAACGUUGCUGUAAUGUAGCUGCAAUGUAACUGCAAGGUUUGUGCUGUA
Messenger RNA from Vollenhovia emeryi, 7028 nucleotides. RefSeq names its product adenylate cyclase type 2-like (gene ACXD). Bases 2259 to 5678 code for a protein of 1139 amino acids. Gene Ontology annotation, biological process: adenylate cyclase-activating G protein-coupled receptor signaling pathway; intracellular signal transduction; cAMP biosynthetic process. Gene Ontology annotation, molecular function: adenylate cyclase activity. Lineage: Eukaryota; Metazoa; Arthropoda; Insecta; Hymenoptera; Formicidae. The transcript is spliced from 22 exons. The record is from RefSeq and is a predicted model, not a curated record.